This is a messenger RNA of Electrophorus electricus (electric eel), 843 nucleotides long. RefSeq names its product mucin-15. The record is from RefSeq and is a predicted model, not a curated record. NCBI's taxonomy places the organism in Eukaryota, Metazoa, Chordata, Actinopteri, Gymnotiformes, Gymnotidae.
UAGAACACACCUGUGAGUAACGUGCUGGCGAAUGCUGAAGCAGAAAUGAAGACUUGCGAUAAACAAGUGCUUCUCGUUGCAUCGACGUGACGUCUCAUGUGACGUUAGGCGAUGCAGAAGCGCGGUCAACUGGUGCAAAUUCAGAGAACAGUAGGCGAUUUUCUGUAUUCACCUGUUCCGAUUGCCACAGCCUUGACAGAUACAGGUGUUUCUUCAGACAUUCAGAAAAACACCAACAAUCAUGCAUGGGGAGCCAUCUUGGGUAUUGGCAUUGCAGUGGGAAUCACUGCCCUGGCGGUCUAUGUCAUCACCAAAUGGAGGAACCACAGGGACUUCUCACAUAGGAAACUAGUCGAAGAUACCCGAUGUGAUCCAGUUCUCAGAUUGGACAACAGUGAGCCUCUCGACUUAAAAUUUGAUGGCUGUGCUUACUACAAUCCUGGGCUACAAGGGGAUAACAUCCAAAUGACUAACUUCCCACAAGGACACUAUAAAUGAAGAACAGUCCUUGGGGCCAAAAUACUGAUAGCAAAUACUGGGAGCACCGCUUCUGUAAAAUGAUAAGGCCCCUUACCUAGAAAUCAGUAAAUGCCAAAUGAACUUUAAAUUAACCUCUUACUCAUAAGUAAGGGAUUAAAACUUUUCCUUUUCUGUUGUUUCCUUUAAAUGUUUUAUUCCUCUAGACAAAGUCCUUUUCCUCAUGGAUGUUUCUGAAUAUUGAAGAAUGUUAUACUAUUAUACUCCAUAAAUGUUUUGUUUUAUAGGAUUUGUUUUAUAGGAAUUAUGUGUCUUUGAAAUUGUUAUGUAGGCAUUACUUGUUACAUUUUUUGUUAAGGCAGUAAA